CAACCACUGAGACACCAACAACAGAGCAGCCACAGUACACAACUUCAAAGGUGUCGACCAUGGCUCCUGUAAAGACCACACCUCAGCUGACAACUACAACACAGGCGAUCUGCUAUGCUAAGCUUGGCCUCCAGGACAGCUCCAUCCCUGAUGAACAGAUCAGCUACUCGUCAGCCGGCAGCCCUGGUCUGGGGAGACUGGCAGGGAAACCAUGGGCACCACAGCCAGACAGUCUGCCUAAGGAGGAGUACAUACAGGUGGACUUCAUGGAGACAACCAAGAUCACCAGUAUUGCCACUCAGGGCAGUGGAGGUUCUGAGAUGUGGGUGACCAAGUUUGCUGUACAGUACAGUGAAGAUGGUGAAAACUGGCUGGAUUACACAGAACAGGAGCCACUAGAGGAGGGAGAGGAGGCAUCACCAGAACCAAAGAUCUUCCAUGCCAACACCAAUGAUAACAGUAUGGUUGAGAACAGACUCAGCAGCACCAUUGUUGCCCGGUACGUCCGUGUGCUGCCUGUAGACUGGGAACAGGCCCCAGCUCUCAGGCUGGAGUUCAUCGGGUGCCCUUACGCCUAUGAUUAA
This is a messenger RNA of Branchiostoma floridae (Florida lancelet), 584 nucleotides long. Its product is annotated as lactadherin-like. The record is from RefSeq and is a predicted model, not a curated record. Lineage: Eukaryota; Metazoa; Chordata; Leptocardii; Amphioxiformes; Branchiostomatidae. The transcript is spliced from 6 exons. Bases 60 to 584 code for a protein of 174 amino acids.